AUGAAGCACAAACCUGUUAGCAGAAGAUCAAAUCCACACAUUGAUCAGUGUGACGUAACUAGAGCUAGUGCAGUGCUGGAGAAUAUUAUUUCUGAAACGGCCAAAUCAUGCAGAAAAUUAAUAUUUAAUAUUUAUAUGGGAUUUUACUGUCCAACCAUAAUACCCAAAAUAUGCAUUUGUUCUCAAUUUUCAAUGCCAUCUAUUGAUCAGUUCAAUAAGGGCCUGGGGUUAGUAUCCACCAACGGGGAACCAUUUCUUUGGAAUGAGCUAAGGUUCCCCAGCAUGGUCAUUACCCUUCACUAUGUGGUCCAUCCAAAUCUUACCUCCCUGGGCUUUAUCACAUCUGAGAAAUUGGUCAGAGAUGCCGCUCUAUAUAUCAUCUUGCACAGCAAAGAUCUUGAAAUCAUGAAUAUCAUCCUUUGAUCAGAGGAAGAUUUGAGAUACAGGAAACCAGGAAAAAAGCUGAAUGUUUUGAGUUUUGCUGCUCAUCAACAAAUUGCACUUCUGGCUCUACAGAAACUCAUGGCUGAUUUGAGUUAACCUGUGGCCAUUGACCUCUAGGCCAAGUCAGCCGAUGGUUUUGAAGGGUUUUAUAAAAGCACAUACAGAUCUUGUGGUGGUAAAACAAGAAUAAUUGCAGUAAUGGAUUUUGAGCCAACCCAUUCACGGUUGGUUUUUCCUUGCUUUCAUGAACCACUGUAUGUAUCCAACUUUUCAAUCACGAUAAGAAGAGAAAGAGGACACAUAUAUUUGGCAUUAUUUUCGGAUCCCAAAAGUAGUACAUUGUGUCUUCAAGGAAGCCUCUUAGAAGAUCAUUUUGAAACUACGGUAAAAAUGAGGACAUAUCUUAUAGCCUACAUAGUUUGUGAUUUCAACUCUGUGAGUGGCACAACCUCGUCAGGGGUCAAGGUGUCUGUCUACACAUCCGCAGGCAAAUGGAGUAAAAAACAUUAUACCUUGGAAGCAUCAUUAAAGCUCCUUGAUUUUUAUGAACAUUACUUUGGUAUCAACUAUCUACUCCCCAAACUGGAUCUAGUUGCCAUUCCUGACUUUGAAUCUGGAGCCAUGGAAAAUUGGGGCCUCAUCACAUAUCAAAAAACAUCACUGCUCUUUGGUCCCAAGACCUCUUCUGUUUCUGAUAGACUGUGGGUCACCAAAGUCAUAGCCCAUGAACUAGCACACCAGUGGUUUGGCAACCUGGUUACAAUGAAAUGAUGGAAUGAUAUUUGGUUCAAUGAAGGUUUUGCAACAUACAUGGAACUCAUCCCACUUAAUGCUACAUAUCCAAAGCUAUAAUUUGAUGAUGCUUUUUUGGGUGUUUGUUUUGGAGUGAUCGAACAAGAUUCAUGAAAUUCAUCCUUUCCUAUCUCCAAUCAGGCAGAAACUCCUAUUUAAGUACAGGAAAUGUUUAAUACAGUUUCCUAUGAGAAGGGAGCUUGUAUUUCAAAUAUUCUCAAGGAUCUUCUGAGUAAGGAGAAAUUCCAGGAAGGAAUUAUUCACUACUUAAAGAAGUUCAGUUAUGGAAAUGCCAAAAAUGAUGAUUUGUGGAGCAGUUUGUCAAAUAGUUGUUUAGGUAAUUUUACAUCUGGUGGAUUUUGUUAUUCUGGUUCCAAGAUGACAAGCUGCACACUUGCCUUUCUGGGGGAAGAUGUGGAGGUCAAGGAGAUGAUGACUACGUGGACUCUGCAGAGAGGAAUUCCCCUCAUUGUGAUUGGACAAAAAGGACGUUCACUCAGGCUCCAAUAGAUAGGUUUUCUGAGCAGGGUUUUCAAAGAUGACCCAGAAUGGAGGGCCCUACAGGAAAGGUAUCUUUGGCAUAUUCCAUUGACCUACUCCAAUUCCUCUAAUGCGAUUCAUGGACACAUUCUAAAAUCAAGGACAGGUACUCUGGAUUUAUCUCAAACUACCAGUUAGGUGAAAUUCAGUGUGGACUCAAAUGGCUACUACAUUGUUCACUAUGAGGGGCAUGGAUGGGACCAACUCAUGGGACCAUCUAACCUGCAUCAGAACCACACGCUUCGCAAACAGGACAGAGUAGGUCUGAUUCAUGAUGCAUUUCAGCUGCAUUACCUUCUUUGAUAUUUUAAGCCGGUGAUUGACAUGCAAAGCUGGAGCAAGGAGGGCUCAGUCUGGGACAGGUUGCUUGCCUUGACCAUCUUAAAACUGGCCUCUUACCUGAACCAUUCUCCCUGCAUCCAGAAGGCAACUGAACUCUUCUCUCAGUGGAUGGAAUUCAGUAGAAAAUUAAACAUUCUAACAGAUGUUUUAAAGAUCGUAUAUUCCGUGGGUGCUCAAACGGCAGUAGGAUGGAAUUACCUUUUAGAGCAAUAUGGAUUGUCACUUUCAGGUGCUGAAAAAAACAAAAUUCUGUGUGCAUUGUCAACCAGCAAACAUCAGGAAAAGUUAAUGAAAUAAGUGCACUAAUUUAAAUUAUUAAUUGAGCUAAGAAUGGGUGGAAAGGUCAUCAAGACACAGGAGUUGGUGCCUCUUCCUCAUUCAAUCUCCAGAAAUCCAAAGGGACAGCAAUUAGCCUGGAAAUUUUUAAGAGAAAAUUGGACCCAUCUCCUUGAAAAGUUUUGACUAGGCUCAUUUGCCAUGAGAGUGAUCAUCUCUGGAACAACAUUUCACUCCUCUUCCAAGGAGUUACAAGAGGUGAAACUGUUCUUUGAAUCUCUUAAGGCCCAAGGACCAUAUCUAGGUACUUUUCAAAUUAUUCUGGAAGCCAUAUCCAAAAAUAUCAAGUGGCUGAAGAAGAAUCUUCCCACUCUGAGGACUUGGCUACUGGUUAGUAUUUAA
Messenger RNA from Herpailurus yagouaroundi (jaguarundi), 2796 nucleotides. It is a transcript of the gene ERAP2, whose product is annotated as endoplasmic reticulum aminopeptidase 2. The record is from RefSeq and is a predicted model, not a curated record. Lineage: Eukaryota; Metazoa; Chordata; Mammalia; Carnivora; Felidae. Gene Ontology annotation, cellular component: cytoplasm; membrane. Gene Ontology annotation, molecular function: metalloaminopeptidase activity; peptide binding; zinc ion binding. Gene Ontology annotation, biological process: proteolysis; peptide catabolic process.